UUCUCUAUCUUCAUUUUCAUCAGCAUCCCCAUCAUCAUCGUCCAUCCGAAUCUUUCGCUCCCACUUGCCUCGCGAUUAGUGCGCUUUUUGGGACAUCAACUCCCCUCCCUCCCUAGCCCGCCGCCGUCGAUCUCCAUUUCUUCAGGAACCCACUCCUAUUCGGCAGUUGAUCUUGGAGGCUUUGGUGGUUAAUUAAAAGCCUUCCUUGGUAUGUGGGUUGCUCUUAAUUGGAAUCAUGGUUGUGUCGGUGUACUGUUUCUGGACUUUUGGGGAAGUAGUGAAGCUGAUUAGUUGAGACUUGGGGUUGAUUCAAUUUUGGGUCUUGAGCUCUGAUUUUGUUACUGCAAUUGGAUUUGAUCAGUGGGUUUGGGUUUGGAUCUUUUGGGAAUUUUGGUUUGAUUCAUGGAGGCUGGAUUUGGAGGUGAAGCUCAUCAUUUCUAUGCUAUGAGUGCUGCGGAUUUGCGGGUCAUGGGGAAGAGGAGUUUGGAAUGGGAUCUUAAUGAGUGGAAAUGGGAUGGGGAUCUUUUCAUGGCCAGCCAGUUGAAUCCAGUGCCAUCAGGUUGCAUGGACCAACAAUUUUUGCCACUAGGUUCUGGGAUUCCCCUGACCGGGGGCGCUUCAAAUAGUUCAUCCUCAUGCUCUGAUGAAGUAAAUCUGGAAGUUGAAAGAGGAAAGAGGGAAUUGGAGAAGAGGAGGAGGGUUAUUGUGCUGGAAGACGACAAUUCAAACGAUGAAGAAGAGGGUACCCUUGCUUUGAAGCUUGGUGGACAGGAUUAUCAGGUAGCUGAGAGGGAAGUAAGAAAUUGGGAAGGAAUGAAUGGAAAGAAGACUAAGUUGGUUGGGGGUACUUCAAACCGUGCCGUUUGCCAAGUGGACCACUGCGGAGCUGAUCUGAGCCAUGCCAAGGAUUAUCAUAGGCGGCACAGGGUCUGUGAGAUGCAUUCCAAGGCUACUAAGGCACUUGUUGGAAACAGCAUGCAACGAUUCUGUCAGCAGUGCAGCAGGUUUCAGGAACUUCAAGAAUUUGAUGAAGGGAAGAGAAGCUGUCGUAGACGUUUGGCUGGGCAUAAUAAACGGAGGAGGAAAACAAAUCCCGAUACUGUUGUCAAUGGAAGCACAAUGAAUGACGAUCAGACUAGUGGUUAUUUAUUGAUUAGUCUACUGAAGAUACUUUCCAACAUGCACUUUGUAGCCAACAGAUCUGACCAAGCCACGGAUCAGGAUCUGCUAUCCCAUUUUCUAAGGAGCCUUGCCGGCCAAACUGGUGAACAAGGGGGAAAAACCAUAUCUGGGAUUUUGAAGGAAGCACCAAAUUCGCAAAGUGCUGGGAAUUCACUUGGAAAUUCUGAGUUGGUUUCUACUUUAUUCACAAAUGGUCCGCAUGACCCUUCAAGGACUUUUAAAGAUCAUCACCCUGUACCUGUAACUGAAAUGCCACAGCAAGGCCUUAGAUUAGAUGAGGCUCGGGGUGGAGACAUACAAACUGCAUCUUCUUCAAAACCCUCCAUUCUGAGCAGCCCUCCAGUUUACUCAGAAGUCAGAGACAGUACUGCUCGGCAGAUCAAGAUGAACAAUUUUGACUUGAAUGACAUAUAUAUUGAUUCAGAUGAUGGCAUGGAAGAUAUCGAUAGAUUGCCUGAUCCUGCGAAUAUGGGGACUAGCUCCCUUGACUCUCAUCAGUCAAGUCCGCCUCAAACCAGUGGACAUUCGGAUUCAGUGUCUGCCCAGUCACCCGCAAGUUCAAGUGGAGAUGCUCAGAGUCGCACUGAUCGAAUUGUAUUUAAACUAUUUGGCAAAGAACCUAAUGAUUUUCCUCUUGUACUGCGAGCACAGAUUCUUGACUGGUUAUCGCAUAGUCCCACUGACAUUGAGAGCUAUAUUAGGCCUGGUUGUAUAAUUUUGACUAUUUAUCUAUGUCAGUCUGAGGCUGCCUGGGAGGAACUUUGUCAUGAUUUGAGUUCCAGUUUGAACAGGCUUCUGGAUGUCUCAGAUGACUCUUUCUGGAGAACCGGAUGGGUUUAUAUCAGGGUGCAGCAUCAAAUAGCCUUUAUUUACAAUGGCCAGGUUGUAAUAGACACAUCCUUACCUAUCAGAAGUAACAAUUAUGGUAAAAUAUUGAGUGUCAAACCUAUUGCCAUAUCGACGUCUGAAAGAGCUCAAUUUUCAGUUAAAGGCAUUAACCUCACUCGGCCUGCCACAAGGUUACUCUGUGCACUUGAAGGUAAUUGUCAGGUUGAGGAAAAUACUCACGAUUCAACAGAUGCUCUUGAUAACUUUGAAGACCAUGAUGAGCUCCAAAGCAUAAACUUUUCUUGCUCCAUUCAUGCUGUGAAUGGAAGAGGAUUCAUUGAGAUUGAAGAUCAUGGGUUUAGCAGCAGCUUCUUUCCUUUUAUAGUUGCGGAGGAGGAUGUAUGCUCAGAGAUCCGCACUCUUGAGAGUGCAUUGGAAUCAACUGAAACUAGUGCAGAUUUUGUGGGGACCAGAAAGAUGGAAGCCAAGAAUCAAGCCUUGGAUUUCAUUCAUGAAAUGGGCUGGCUUCUUCAUAGAAGUCAGUUGAAGUCUAGAUUGGGUCGCAUGGAUCCUAAUGAAGACCUCUUUCCUCUUAAACGGUUCAAGUGGCUCAUGGAGUUCUCGAUGGACCAGGAUUGGUGUGCUGUAGUGAGAAAACUAUUGGACAUCCUGCUUGAUGGAACUGUGGGUGCAGGAGAGCACCCUUCCAUGAAUCUUGCAUUAGCUCAGAUGGGUCUCCUUCACAGAGCUGUAAGGAGAAAUAGUAGGGCAUUAGUGGAGCUGCUUUUAAGAUAUCAAGUUUCAAAUGAAUUGAGAUCUGAAAGCGUGGAAUUGUUUGGUGGAGGCAAUGAAAGCUUCUUGUUUAGACCUGAUGUUUUAGGCCCUGCAGGUUUGACACCACUUCACAUAGCAGCCGGUAAAGAUGGUUCUGAGAAUGUACUGGAUGCAUUAACCAAUGAUCUCAAAAUGGUGGGAAUUGAAGCCUGGAAGAGUGCGCGUGACAGCACGGGUUCCACACCUGAAGAUUAUGCUCGCUUACGAGGCCAUUUUUCAUACAUCCACCUGGUGCAGAGGAAAAUUAACAAAAGGUCUGCAGCUGGGCAUGUGGUGCUCGACAUUCCCAGUGCUCCCUCAGACUGCAAUGCAAAUCAGAAGCAGAGUAAUGAGCUGACCACCAGCUUUGAGAUAGGGGCUGAAUCGAGAAGAGUCCGGCAACACUGCAAGCUUUGUGAUCAGAAACUGGCUUAUGGAACAGCUUGCAGGUCUCUCGUAUACAGGCCCGUAAUGCUUUCACUGGUGACCAUCGCUGUGGUCUGCGUCUGUGUGGCCCUCCUGUUUAAAAGCUCACCUGAAGUUCUGUACGUAUUCCGCCCCUUCAGGUGGGAAAUGUUGGGUUAUGGUACAAGCUGAGGUGCAUUAACUUGAAGCUGAUAUAGUUUUAAGAUAGCAUGUAAUUGUAUGCAUUUAUAGACUGUAAAGCAGAAUCUCCUGUAGAACCCUUGCCGUGGGGAAAUAAUAAUUCUAGUGACAUACUUAUAUAGUGCUCAGUGUACUGGCCUCAGGCUUAUUUAGUUCCUUCCAAUAAGUGCUUUUAAUGAUUUCAA
Juglans microcarpa x Juglans regia is the source of this 3614-nucleotide messenger RNA. Its product is annotated as squamosa promoter-binding-like protein 1. Gene Ontology annotation, cellular component: nucleus. NCBI's taxonomy places the organism in Eukaryota, Viridiplantae, Streptophyta, Magnoliopsida, Fagales, Juglandaceae. The record is from RefSeq and is a predicted model, not a curated record. Bases 403 to 3420 code for a protein of 1005 amino acids. Gene Ontology annotation, molecular function: DNA binding. The transcript is spliced from 11 exons.